This is a messenger RNA of Nipponia nippon (crested ibis), 4212 nucleotides long. Lineage: Eukaryota; Metazoa; Chordata; Aves; Pelecaniformes; Threskiornithidae. The record is from RefSeq and is a predicted model, not a curated record.
AUGGCUUCUCAAGAAUUUACUGUGUUAUACACUCACCAAAAAAUGAAAAAAUCAAAAACGUGGCAAGAUGGAAUUCUGAGGAUUAGAACUGGCGGAAAUAAGGCUCUCUUGUUUGAUGAUAAAGGACAAUGUUUGGAGAGUAUUUUUAUAAAAUCUCAGGUGAAUGCUGGAGAUAAUUUAGAAAGUGAACGAUAUUUGAUCACAGUUGAAGCAGUAAAAGUGAAUGAAGAAUCUUUGGGAGAUCAGCCAAGGAAAGCAGAAACACCAGCAGUGGAUAGAAAUGGUGUGAAACCCGGUGUUCUGCCUCCAAGACAUCUGUCUGUCGGCUUGAAAAGGAAGUUUACGGGUUUCCAAGGGCCACGCCAAGUUGAAAAGAAAAUAUCAACAGUGGAAGAUGGAGAAAACCCCAGAACAUUGCCUUUAUCACAGCAGUGUGAGGAGACAGAGAAGCAAAACUCCAAUCAGUCCAUUGUGAAGCCAGAAUCUCCUCUAAUUACUGGGCGCGCCAAAUCUAGUAGUCAGACAGCCGCUCAAGGAGCAGCGUCGCACAACAUCAGGAGCACAGCACAGAUAAUAGCGCUUUUGAAGUCUAAACCAACUGAAGGAUGCAGAGAGCAAACGUCAUCUGAAGUCACAGACUACAGGGAGCAUUCGGUGACUGAUGGUCUUAAGGAGAAUUUAUCUGUGAAGCUGCAAAGAAAAGGCCAUUCAUCUCCAGAGGAAACAGCAAUUGGUGAAACUGAGUUUGAGAAUGUAGAGAGCGUAAAUGCCUUUCGCGAAGCCUGCAGAAGUGAAAGAAUAGGAAUGGAUGGCCUGAAAUGCACGGCAAUGGCUGAAAAAAGUUCAUCAGAUCUUCCUGAUUGGGUAAACAAUAUCGCUCUUCUAAGAGCUUUGACUCAACAUAGCACAGCAUUAGAAAGCUUACAAAAGAUGGAGGAAAAUAAUAGCCCUGUUGCGUUUCAAGGGCACCAAGUAAAGGGAUCAGCAGCUAGUGAGAUAAUGUUGAGAGCUCCCUGCUCACAGCUAGGAUGGCAGCAGUACCCAGAUCAUAUGGAGUUUGCAGCUGAGAGAUUUUUGUCACCCCUCUUUUCAAGGGAUUAUGUCCUUUCUGACUUCAGACAGUCCCCAGGUUCACGAAGUCUUCAUGAGGAUGAUAUCAACUUUAUCAGAGAAGAGAAUUUUCAAAAGCAGUCUGACGUUAUUGAGAAGUCAAGAAGAGAUGAGUCCCCAUUGGCAUUGACGGUGUAUUCUGAAGUUCCACCGUGGACAAUACAAAGCAAGUGGCUAAAGUAUCAAAACAGUGCUCAGAGUGACUUGGUAACUCAAAACAGCGAUGAUAGCGAAGUGACUGAUGACAUCUGUGCUGAGAAUGUCCUCGGAAUGCUGCCGGGCGACAUAGGAGAGAGCAGCGCUGUGAAUAAAAGUGCUCCCGGCUCUGCGCCUCUCCAGACAGCAAAGAGCGUGCUUGGUAAACGCUGUGCGAAUACCAGCAACCAAGAUUUGAUUUCGGAGAGGAAGUUACUUUCUCUGCACUUAAGUCAGACGCCUUUGGCUGAAGCGACACAAAAGGUGUUAAGUCAUCUGAGCUGCCGCACCGUAACCGGAGACGGCCAGGACACCGUGAUUUCCGAGUUGUCUUUUCCUAAUGUGGACAAAGUAAAAUACGCUAAUCUUCCUAAAAGACAGAUUUCCAUACCAACGGUGUUUCAGUCUCAUGUUCACUACAAACAGGUUUUUAAAGCUGCGCUGACAGAGCAAUUAAACAUCGUGCUAUUUGAGUUGUCACAAAGAUUACACAAUGCUCUUUCAAAAGCGGAUAUAUCCUUUUACACUUCACUGAAAGACGGGCAAAGUGAGAGCAAAGAAAGCUGCGUUCCACUCUGCAGUCACAUGCAUCCCGCUAAGCUUGUUAUGGUUAAAAAAGAAGGUCAAAACAAGGGUCGUUUGUUCUAUACCUGUGAUGCCCCAAAAGCUGAGCGGUGUUCGUUUUUCCAGUGGAUAGAAGAUGCGAACCCCACACAGAUAAAAUCCAGACCUAGUGUAGUGCUUCGCGAUAUAAAAAGUAUCGGGACGUACCUCAGAAGUCAAAAGAUUUCUCUCUAUGAGGGAUGCCAGCUCUUGGUGAGGAAAGCCUUUGAAGUUCAAACACAGCGGUGUAGUAGGUUCAAGAAAUUUACGAAUACGCCUGCCAGAUUCGAUGGUGAUUGCAAAAAAAAAUUAUACCUCAAACUAAGCAGAAAGGAGCAUUAUUCUCUCUAUAGCAAAGAUGAUAUCUGGGUUGUUUCGAAGACUCUGAACUUCGAUCCCCUUGAUACUUUCAUUGCAAGUAGUGCUUUCUUUGGACCAUCCUCCAACGGCGAAGUAGAAUUACUACCACUGAAAGGCUACUGUCCCUCAAACUGGCGAUCAAAUAUGUUUGUUCAUGCUUUGCUGGCUUGUAAUGCUAGUGGUGAGCUUACAUCUUUAAGAAAUAUGGAGGAGCACUUCAAUCCAUCUGCAUUACCACUAACACCAUAUCUACUAAAAAUGGAUUUUGAUUCUGAAAAUGCUGCUAAGAGAGUCAACAAAAGAAAAUUUAUUCCACCUGCCAUCAGCCUGAAAUGCACAAUGACGUAUGGGCCUGUCAGCGCUGAAGUGGCCCUGGGACUAGCGACAAAGAUGAUCCAAACGUUCUCGUUGAACCCAGAUCAAGCUACGUCACUGAUUCAGAUAGCUCAGAUGAUGACCUCACGUGGAAAUAUCAAACCAGUGGAAGAACAUCAGAUCUUCCCUAUCACGAUCAUACGUGGGGUUUUUGGAGCUGGGAAGAGCUAUCUGCUGUCUGUUGUGAUCUUGUUCCUAGUGCAGCUCUUUGAAAGCAGCGAAGCUACGGAGGGUCCGAGGCCAGCUCCAUGGAAACUUCUGAUCGCUUCUUCCACUAACGUUGCCGUUGACAGGAUACUGCUGGGUCUACUUGAUCUUGGAUUUGAGGAUUUUAUCCGAGUGGGAAGUAUUAGGAAAAUCACCAAAGCAAUUCUUCCCCACAGUUUACACGCUGGCUCGGGAAAUGAAAACGAGCAGUUAAAAGAGCUGCUUGCUCUCAUGAAAGAAGAUUUAACUCCGGUUGAAAAAAUGUACGUCAGGAAGAGUAUUGAGCAGCACAAACUGGGGACCAAUAAAACUAUACUGCAACAGGUGAAAGUGGUUGGAGUGACCUGUGCUGCCUGCCCCUUCCCUUGUCUGAACUCUCUGAAGUUCCCCGUAGUGAUGCUGGAUGAGUGCAGUCAGAUGACGGAACCCGCUUCGCUCCUUCCUAUCGCAAGGUUUCAGUGCGAAAAGCUAGUCCUCGUCGGAGACCCUAAGCAAUUACCACCAACUAUUCAAGGGUCUGAGAGUGUUCACGAAAAGGGAUUGGAGCAGACGCUCUUUGACCGGCUUUGCUUAAUGGGACAUAAACCAAUACUUCUUCGGACACAGUACCGAUGUCACCCUGCUAUUAGUGCCAUAGCCAACGAGCUGUUCUAUGAAGGAAAUCUGAUAGACGGUGUUUCCGCGACCGACAGAAGUCCUCUGUUGGAUUGGCUUCCAACACUAUGUUUUUAUAGUGUUAAUGGAGUCGAGCAAAUUGAAAGAGACAACAGCUUUUAUAACAUGGCAGAAGUCCAUUUUACAGUCAAGCUCAUCCAGUCUCUGAUUGCAAGUGGAAUAGAAGGGUCGGCAAUUGGUGUGAUUACUCUUUAUAAAUCACAGAUGUGUAAGAUUCAGAAUGUGCUUACUGACGUACGCUCUGAGGCUUUGGAAGUUAAAGCCGUCCAGGUGUCCACUGUAGACGCCUUCCAAGGAGCUGAGAAGGAGAUCGUUGUUUUGUCGUGUGUCAGAACAAGACACAUUGGGUUCAUAGACUCCGAAAAGAGAAUGAACGUUGCGCUAACGAGAGCGAGGAGGCAUUUGUUGAUUGUUGGAAACCUGGCCUGUUUAAGUAGGAACAGGCUGUGGGGAAGAGUAAUUCAUCACUGCAAAGGCUGGGAAAAUGGAUUGCAACAUGUCAGCCAGUGUGAGCGGCAGCUAAACGACAUUCUUACGUGUUACUUGGAGAAACGGAAGGAAGAGGAGCAGAAUAAGAAAAAGGAAAAGCAAAAAAAUCGGGAUAAAAAUCAUCACCCGCAGGACCAAGAGGACUGCGUGGGUCAGCUUCUCUGCAUUAAUUUCACACCUACUCUCCGCGACGGCUAA